Messenger RNA from Magnolia sinica, 2097 nucleotides. RefSeq lists its product as uncharacterized. The coding region runs from base 266 to 1435 and encodes 389 amino acids. The record is from RefSeq and is a predicted model, not a curated record. The transcript is spliced from 6 exons. NCBI's taxonomy places the organism in Eukaryota, Viridiplantae, Streptophyta, Magnoliopsida, Magnoliales, Magnoliaceae.
ACCCGUCUUCCUGCCUUCUGCCACCCCUCACGCUCUCAGAAGCAAAUCCAUCUCGAGUGCAUCAUUCACCGGCACCCCUAAUCUCGCGCCACCUGUCAAAUCUGACGGCUGAUAUUAAAACCCCUCUCAACAUCUUCCCGUUGCAUUUAUCUGACCUUCCUCUUCUUCCCCUCCUCUGCUCACUCCUGCUUCGAGUUCUCCAUUUUCCUGAAAUCGUAAUUUCUGCGAAAAUCCAGGGUUCUUUCAGCUCUAGGAUUUUUGAGAGAUGCUAGGGACAGGAUUACAAUUCGCCCGUGGAGACGACCGAUUUUACAAUCCAGCCAAAGCCCGUCGGAAUAAUCGCACUCAGCAGCUGCAAAGAUCCAAGGGCAAGACUGUAAUUUCCGACAACCCGGAGCCCCAAACCCGACCUGUGUCGGAAGACCUACCGACGAGAGCUCCUUCCAGCAACCUCGAUCGGUUCUUGGAGUCAACGACGCCGUCUGUCCCAGCACAGUAUCUCUCUAAGACGAGAAUGCGGGGAUGGAGGACGUGUGAUGUCGAAUUCCAUCCGUACUUCACGCUCGGUGAUCUUUGGGAGUCGUUUAAGGAGUGGAGUGCAUAUGGGGCUGGCGUCCCACUGCUGUUGAACGGCAGCGAUUGCGUCAUUCAGUACUACGUGCCCUAUCUGUCGGGCAUACAGAUAUACGGUCAAUCUGCAGGGCGGGACGUCAAGAUGAGGCGAGCUGGCGAGGACAGCGAUGGUGACUACUGCAGGGAUUCAAGCAGUGAUGGAAGCAGCGAUUGUGAGCUUGAAAGGGGCUUGAAAGAUUCAAGAGAGCAGUGGAAUCGUUACCAUCCAGCACAUGUGGCUACAGAAAUGGGCAGAUUGUCUUUGAGAGAGAAACAUGCUGCUUCUCAAGAAGGCUUUUCCAGUGAUGAUGGUGAAGUUGCAAUCUCUCAAGGUCGCCUGCUUUUUGAGUUUCUUGAACAGGAUCCUCUUUACAGCCGUGAACCUUUAGCAGACAAGAUUUUGGAUCUUUCAUCUCGAUUUCCUGAGUUAAAAACACUAAGAAGUUGUGAUUUGCUGUCACCCAGUUGGAUGUCUGUGGCAUGGUAUCCAAUAUACAGGAUACCAACAGGACCAACACUAAAAGAUUUGGAUGCUUGUUUUUUGACAUACCAUUCUCUUUCUACACCUACCCAAGGUGCUAGCAGUGCUGAGGGUCCUGUUGUCACCCAACCCCAUGGGGUGGAUGGCGUUCCGAACAUCUCUCUCCCUGUCUUUGGCUUAGCAUCCUACAAGUUCAAGGGUUCCUUGUGGACCCUGAACGGAGGACAUGAGUGGCAACAGGCAAACUUACUGUUGCAGGCUGCAGACAACUUGGUAAGACUCCUUCAGGUUGAUCACCCAGACUUCCAGUUCUUUACUGCACACAGCUUGUCCUCGAGGUGAGAAAGCUAGAGAGCGGUUUUUGACAUGAAUGUUCUCAUUCCUCCUCUCUUUUUGUGCACAAAGGGGCACCCAAAUCAUGGCUCCGUCACUGCAUGCACCAACUAGUAGUUACCAUGUUCCAGGCCACGUCUGGCAGGCUUCUAGUGUGUAUUGAGUUUGUGUUUCUUGCUGUUGAUGGAAGAAAUGGCAUGGUACAAAAAGAAAAAUAACGAAAAGAAGAAGAGAGAAUAAGAAAACUGAAGAAAGUAAGGCAAAAAAAAGGGAGAUGAAAAAGUGACUGAAGAAAUGGAAGCCAAAAUGAUGAUGAGAAGAUAAAAAUAAAGAUCCUGAUACUAGGGGUGAUCUAGGUUGGAUAGAGGUGAUAUCUAAAGGUGGUUGAAUCAGUUUCUUCUCGCAUUUUUGCGUCUGGCAUGGAUGUUGUUUGUGUACCUUGAGAUAACAUAGGUUUUUAAUUUCUUUUUCCAUUUUCCAAUAUGAGACGAUAGCUGUAUGCUAAUGUUAUACUCAGUCUUAAACUUAGAAGGGGAUUUUGGUAUAUUUAUGUGAGGCUAACCCAUCUGACAUCGGAAGCUAUGUUGGAGUAGGCAUGAAAAAAUAUGUAAGAACUUGCUAUCUUAUAGAUUAGUUAUAUAAAUUAUGUGAGUGUAGGUAAUUCUGAGUUC